This is a messenger RNA of Fusarium mangiferae, 258 nucleotides long. RefSeq lists its product as uncharacterized. The record is from RefSeq and is a predicted model, not a curated record. NCBI's taxonomy places the organism in Eukaryota, Fungi, Ascomycota, Sordariomycetes, Hypocreales, Nectriaceae. Bases 1 to 258 code for a protein of 85 amino acids. The transcript has 2 exons.
AUGAGAAACAAGCGGCCUGUAUUAACAUGCUACGAGCAUGGCAAAGAAAUUGCUGAUGUAGGGCAAGCGAUUGAACAUCUCAGGGCGAAACAUGUCGGCUUUAUCAGGCGUCCUGGGCGCCUCGGACAAAUGGAUGCACAUGGGCAUUACUGGUACUGCUUUGAUUGCCGCACCGAGCUGAAAGAUCAUCGCAGUUUCGAUUCCGAUGAAGCAAUAUGGAGUCACUUGAAGAGCAGACACAGCUGUGCGAUGGACUAA